Helobdella robusta is the source of this 1607-nucleotide messenger RNA. RefSeq lists its product as hypothetical. Bases 183 to 1397 code for a protein of 404 amino acids. NCBI's taxonomy places the organism in Eukaryota, Metazoa, Annelida, Clitellata, Rhynchobdellida, Glossiphoniidae. The transcript is spliced from 5 exons. The record is from RefSeq and is a predicted model, not a curated record.
GAUUUAUUCUGAAUUAUUUGUUCAGUUUCACUUGUUUUAUUUAAUUAAAUUUUGUACUUUUAGUAAUUACUCAGUCCUAAAUUAUUUGUUACCAACUUGGACAAGUUGUUCGGAAAAAAUAGUUAGAAUUCAUUCUAAAAAAGAGGAGCUAGUGUGGUCUGAUCUAGUCUAGUCUAGUGAUUAUGAAUUCCAAUUUAAAAAGAAAAGUAUCUGACGACAACGACAAUGACGAUCGUCUGCAUCUGUCGUCUUCUAAAAAGUUCAAAUCAACGUCAAAAAAUUAUGAUCCUUUUGAUAAUGAUGAAGGAUGUUUUGGGUCAAAAAUUUUUACUAGACCAUCAGAAAAGAAUGAAUCCUCAUUAUAUAAUAAUGAUAAUAAGAAGCAAACAUCUAGUCUCUCAAAUGACUUCAUAGGACCUGUCAUUCCAGUUAACUACAUUAAGAAGGACCAACUAGAAGAUGGUGAUCGUCGUGUCACCAAAAAUUUUGGCUAUAGUGAGAUUGCCAGAAAUAAUGAAAGGAAAAAUAGUAGACCCGAUGGUAAAGAUUGUGGAAAUGAAAAUGUUGAAGAGGAUGAUGAUUUAUAUGGACCUAGACCACCACCGAGGAAUUCUGGUGGGGAAAAAUACAGUGAUGGUGAAACAGCUGUUGAGGAUGUCAUCAAUGAAAUUGAAAAGAGGUCGAUGUUGAUGAAGAAGAAAUUACUUGGUCUUGAACAGCCUGAAGCAUCAAGCAAAUCUACAAAGCGAGAGGAAUGGAUGACACAACUGCCUUCGCAGUUCACAAAAAGUUUCGGAGUGACAGCUCGCAAAUUCAGCACAUCCCUGAAUCACGGAGUAAGCGAGGAGGAUCGAUCUGGGUGGACUGAUACUCCGGAAGAUCGUGAGAGAAAGAUGAAGAGUAGAGCAACAAGUGGCAAUCACAGAAAUGAUGAUGGUGAUAAUUUGGACGAACCCUCCCCUAAGGACCUCAUGCUUAUAAGGAGAAAUGAGCAGUAUAGGAAAUUUAUCGAAAAACAUAAUGAAGUGACAAGAAGGAAUAAGUCGCUACUUGAGAUGCAUGAAGAAAAAAGAAGGAAGGGAAAGAAGAAGCGUAGAUCGCCAUCUUCGUCGUCGUCAUCGUCUUCGUCAUCGGAAGAGGAAAAGCGAAAAAAGCAUAAAAAGAAGCAUAAAAAAGAUAAAAAAUCAUCUGGUGAUGCCAAAAAGGAGAAAAAUCCAAAAGUGAAAAAUUCAAAAAGUUCUUCUUCCCCUCAAAAAGAGAAAGCCACAAGACGACCAUUUGAUCGAGAUGUUGACCUUCAAGUCAGUCGAAUGACCUUGACUGAGAAAAGGUCUUUCAUUGAUAAGGCGAGGGUCUUGAAUUCAAAGUUUGGUCAUGGCAAGAGUCAGUUUUUGUGAGGAAGUUAUGUUAUAAUCACUGUCUUAACAAUUUGACGAUAAAGAUGAUGAUAAUAAAAAUGGUGAAAUGGGAUGCCGUUACUACAGCUGCAGAUGAAUUAUGUUACGCAAACUUUUUUUGUUAUAAACUGAUAUUAAAGUUUUUUUUUUUUUUCAUGCAGAUAUGGCAUUAUUGUGAAGUUUCAUGUAAAUAAACUUUUAAGAAACAAA